UACUUUCUGCAACACAUCCAUGGCUCUUGAAGCUCUCAGUUCUCCUACCCCUUUCACCAACAAAUAUGACGACAUCGACACUUGGAAGAAAGGCAAACUUUCUAAACGCCAACGCAAUGACUCUCCUAUUCAACCCACCACUGAAGAAGAGUACAUCGCUCUCUGUCUCAUCAUGCUCGCUCGUGGCCGCUCCCCCUCUUCGUCACCGCCUCCACCCGCUGCUGCUGCUCCGCCUCUGCCUUUGAACUUGUCCUACAAGUGCAGCGUUUGCAACAAGGCUUUCCCUUCUUAUCAAGCUUUGGGCGGGCAUAAGACCAGCCACCGCAAGCCCUCCACCGAUGCCGCGGCUACCACCACCAACGUCGAUAAUCCAUCAACAACCGGCGCCACCACUAACGGUAGCGGUAGGCUUCAUGAGUGUUCCAUCUGCCACAAGAGUUUCCCUACAGGUCAAGCCUUGGGAGGCCACAAACGUUGCCACUACGAAGGCGGCAACAACAAGUCCGGUAGUAGCCCCAGCGUCAGCGUCAGCUGUGUGACGUCAUCAGACGGCGCCGCUUUGAGUCAGAACCACCGUGUCCCCGACUUUGACUUUGACCUCAACCUACCCGCUUCGCCGGAGUUCUGCGGGGAGAACAAAGAUGGAAGAUUCAGUCAAAUGUACGGAGAAGAAGAGGUUGAAAGCCCAUUGCCAACAAAGAAACCACGUUUUUUCAUUUCCAGAAAAGAGAAUCUGGAUUCAGAAUCAAAUUGAAUUCACAAAAA
Messenger RNA from Hibiscus syriacus, 765 nucleotides. Its product is annotated as zinc finger protein ZAT10-like. NCBI's taxonomy places the organism in Eukaryota, Viridiplantae, Streptophyta, Magnoliopsida, Malvales, Malvaceae. Gene Ontology annotation, molecular function: DNA-binding transcription factor activity. Gene Ontology annotation, biological process: response to stress. The record is from RefSeq and is a predicted model, not a curated record. The coding region runs from base 20 to 754 and encodes 244 amino acids. The transcript has a single exon.